CAAGUCUGGUCAUGCGGUUGCUAGCUAUUUAAGCCAAGAGAGGGCAAUGGGCUGCCCCUAGGGGGGCUACAGUUCUGCAGACAGAGAGAAGCAGCAUGCACUGUCAGAGCAUGUGGCGAGUGGGUCUCCUGGUGGUGACUUUGUGUGCCACCCUAACAUUGGCCCAAUUUCCAAGAGAGUGUGUCACCCCUGAGGGGCUGCAGAGUGGCCAGUGCUGCCCAUCCCCUACAGGGACAGUGGGGGACGAGUGUGGCGCUACCACAGGAAGGGGGCAAUGUGUAACCAUCACGGCUGACAACCGGCGCCACGGACCCCAGUACCCUCAUGAUGGGCGAGAUGAUAGAGAGAGGUGGCCGCUGCGAUUUUUUAACCGGUCAUGCCAGUGUAAUGGAAAUUUCACUGGGUACAACUGUGGGCGCUGUCGACACGGUCUGACAGGUCCGAACUGUGACCAGAGGAUCUCUGUGGUAAGGAGGAAUAUCAUGCAGAUGAGUGCAGCUGAGAAGCAGGCAUUUGUGAAUGCCUUGGACCAGGCUAAGAGGACUAUCCACCCUGACCUAGUCAUCUGUACAAGGAGGUACCAGGAGGUGUUUGGGCCUGAUGGCAACACCCCCCAGUUUGAGAACAUCACAAUAUACAACUACUUUGUUUGGACCCACUACUAUUCUGUGAGUAAGACCUACCUGGGAGCCGGUCAGCCCAGCUUUGGAGGGGUGGACUUCUCCCACGAGGGCCCAGGCUUUGUCACCUGGCACCGCUAUCACCUGCUGCAACUGGAGAGAGACAUGCAGGACAUGCUGGGGGACCCGACCUUCGCUCUGCCCUACUGGAACUUUGCCAUCGGUGGCAGUGAGUGCGACAUCUGUACCGAUGACCUGGUGGGAGCCAGGAGCAGCUUCGAUGCGAGCGCCCUCAGCUCCAACUCCGUGUUCUCCCAGUGGAGGGUCAUCUGUGAGAGUGUGGAUGACUACGACACUUUGGGCACCAUCUGCAACAACACAGAGACUAGUCCUAUCAGGAGGAACCCAGCAGGUAAUGUGGCGCGGCCCAUGGUGCAGAGGCUGCCGGAGCCCCAGGACGUGGUGGACUGUCUGGAACUCAACACCUUUGACACUCCUCCUUUCUACUCCACCUCCUCUGAGAGCUUCAGGAACACCAUUGAAGGCUACAGUGCCCCUCAAGGGAUGUAUGAUCCUGUAGUCCGCAGCCUCCACAAUCUGGCUCACCUGUUCCUGAACGGGACAGGCGGACAGACUCACCUAUCCCCCAAUGAUCCCAUCUUUGUGCUGCUGCACACCUUCACUGAUGCAGUUUUUGAUGAGUGGCUCCGCAGGCACAUACCAGGUGAGGCAGUGUACCCUGAGGAGAAUGCUCCUAUUGGUCACAACCGCAGGUUCAACAUGGUUCCUUUCUGGCCUCCGAUCACCAAUGCUGAGAUGUUUGUGUCUGCUCCAGAAAACCUCGGAUAUUCCUACGAGGUCCAGUGGCCUACUCGUGCCUAUACUCUGUCUGAGAUCAUCACCAUUGCAAUUGUUGCUGCGGUGCUGGUUGUGGCAGUGGUGGGUGGUGUCAUUGCCUGUGCUGUGCGCGCCCGCUCAUACCGUUCAGCUGAGGCCCUGGAGCCACUCCUGGGAGAGACCUUCCGACGCUACUCAGAGGACGACCGCAGGAUGGACAAAUCACAAUCCGUUGUCUAGAUGGAUGCCUUUCUAGAAAGGCCAUAACCUUUUCAUGCAUUUGUUUUGUUUUUUUUUAUUCCCCCAUUCUCCUAAUAAAGUUUUACCAGUUUUGA
This is a messenger RNA of Myripristis murdjan (pinecone soldierfish), 1792 nucleotides long. RefSeq names its product tyrosinase-related protein 1b (gene tyrp1b). The record is from RefSeq and is a predicted model, not a curated record. NCBI's taxonomy places the organism in Eukaryota, Metazoa, Chordata, Actinopteri, Holocentriformes, Holocentridae. Gene Ontology annotation, molecular function: oxidoreductase activity. Gene Ontology annotation, biological process: melanocyte differentiation; melanosome organization. The coding region runs from base 96 to 1697 and encodes 533 amino acids. The transcript has 9 exons. Gene Ontology annotation, cellular component: melanosome.